AUCAAUGGCGCGAUGACGCGACGCCGUACUACAAAUGGCGGAUAAUGAAACAGCUGUUCACGCCACCGUCGGCUCGACAUCUAGCGGAGCGCGGGCGCGAUCCGGCACGCGUCGGCGACGACGUCGACGUUGGAUACGCUGCGACGAGGAAGCGCGUAAACGAGGUGCUGGAAGAAGGGCCAGGACAGCGGAGUCCGCUGGUGACCUGUCCAAGAGGAACAUGGCUGCUGGCUGCUGCGGAGCGAAGAAGCAGAGGCUGGGCGGUGGCGGCGGCGGCGGCGCGGCCUCGAGCCUAUCACCGUGCGACGGCACUGCCAUACGGCACGGUGUUCCUCAAUCGAGGAAACCUACAACAAUCGCCCAACCGGAGAUGGGUUUCUUCUGCUUCGAUGUGCUCUAUUGCCAGUUGCACCAGCUGGAUCCGCCGAAAGCGCCCAACUUCAGCAACGAAGCGUUCCCUUUAUUUGUGACAUGGCAAAUAGGAAAAGAUAUGAGAUUACGAGGUUGUAUUGGUACUUUUAAUGCGAUGCACUUACAUGCUGGGCUACGCGAAUACGCUACAACUAGCGCAUUCAAAGAUUCUCGAUUUAAUCCGAUAACUCGGGAUGAGCUGCCGCGCUUGCAUGUAAGCGUGUCGAUUUUGCGGCAUUUUGAGGAUGGGGUUGACUAUUUAGAUUGGGAAGUGGGUGUGCACGGAAUUCGCAUAGAAUUUCACAAUGAGAAGGGUAACAAACGGACAGCUACUUAUCUGCCCAGCGUAGCUAUGGAGCAAGGAUGGGACCAGAUACAAACGAUAGAUUCUCUGCUACAUAAAGGUGGCUUCAAAGGCUUAGUCACACCCGAUAUCCGUCGUAGCCUGAAACUGACUCGUUAUCAAAGCGAGGAGGUCACUGUGAGCUAUCAGGACUACAUGACACAUUGUCACAAUCGAAGAUGCUAGCAAAUCGCCUGGGGUCCCAGCCAGGGACCCCAGCUACAGCAAUCCGCUGAGGCUCGUUAUAACAUACACAUGGUCAAUUCGUCUCAUUUGCAAAAUGAUAACAUUCGAUACAAUUCCUAUGCAUCUGCUCAGCAGACGGUCACGCAACGACCGAAUCGCUCGACAUUCGUAUAUCCAUUACCCUUGCCUCCAAUUCCCCCCGUUAUGGUACCGGUAUGUAACAAUCCACCCCUCUGGUGGGAUAACGCGGGUCCGUCCUAUCUACCUGCACCGCUUUAUCCUCGACCACCGCAUCGCUUCCUGACGCAAGAAGCUGCGGAGCGCGGGGUACGUAAGCGAAAAUGACAUUGGAGGCGAUUAUUUCUCGCGAUUUUCCACUGUUUAAAGUGGUGCGUGUUUCUGUGUCUUAGUAUGCAUAGCCUCCCAUUUAUGAUACCGCGUGCUCCGUCUUGAGGAUAAUAAUAAAUAUUUUAUAUGUGAUGAUAUCGUCUGAUUAUCGACAUUAAGAAUAGAUAAAAAAGAUAGAUAAAAAAAUUUAAAACUUGAUCAAAAUAUUUAUAUUAAUUAAUUUAAAUAUUUAUAUUGUUUUUCAAAUACUUUCAGUUAUAUCAAAACAAUUUCCACGAGUUUUGUCGACUUCGGUAAUUAAAUAAUAAUGAAAAAGCUUAAACGUAUAAUUAUUCGUUAAUUCUACUUUUUCAUAAAUACAUUUAAUUUUUCUUUAGUAACAAUUGAUGUUGCCAUUAUAUUAUAAAGAAUUUACAUUAAUAUAAUAUAAAAAUAGCAAUGAGCACUUUUGUAAGACAGUGAUUAUGCCUAAAAUUCACUGCCUGCUCUCACGAUAUAAUGUACAAAACAACGUUGGAAAUAGUCCAUUUUUUAAAUAUAUGACAUAAUAUUCUUAUAUACUAAAA
Messenger RNA from Pogonomyrmex barbatus (red harvester ant), 1854 nucleotides. RefSeq lists its product as uncharacterized. Lineage: Eukaryota; Metazoa; Arthropoda; Insecta; Hymenoptera; Formicidae. The record is from RefSeq and is a predicted model, not a curated record.